AUGAAUGGAAAAGAAGUACUUGGGCUUGGAAUGUAUCUUUUUGGGGUUCCUGUCAUUGCCUUUUGCGAUGAUCAUGGGGACGAACAAACCAGUUCGGACGGAGAACCCGACGCUGGCAUCGGCGCACAAGUAUCCAUUGAGGCUCGUCCUCAAGGAGAAGGCGGAAGAAAUCGCCCGGAAUGCGGGCAUAAGCGAGGAGGAAAGGUUGUCCAGUAUCAAAGACGCGUCAAGUAUCUUGCUGAUGUCGACGCACUGGACGAAGAGGCCCGAAUCCCCUUCCUCACGGACUUUAAGAAAAAGAUCGAGAACCUGGAAACCUGGUUCAAGAUCGAUAAAGAAUGUUGGUCAAAGGAUCUGACAGGAAAGAUAGAAACAGGGGAGUUGGCUGAUAAAGAUGGACAGUCAGGAUUGCGUAUGCGUAAUAUAAAUUUGUCGGCCUCGCCAUCGAAAGCGGCUUCCAAUUGCUCGGAAAUUCUCAGCUAUAUGGGGGGCUUGAAUGGUGAGCAAAAACAAUUGAUCAAGAAGUUGGUCAACUUUCGCAUGAAAGAAGGUAAAAGAACAAGAGUUCGUGCUAUUGUUUAUCAAACUUUUCAUCGCCCAGCUCGAACUGAACGCGAUGUAAUCAAACUUAUGGUUGACGCCCUAGAGAAUAUAAAGCCCAUAUGCGAAGUGGAAAAAGUAGUAAUAGCAGGUACUAUUUAUGAUGUCCCUGGGAUUGUAGCCAGGGAUCGUCAGCAAACCUUAGCUAUUCGUUGGAUCCUUGAAGCAGCUUUCAAACGACAUAUAAGUCACAGGAUAAGCUUAGAGAAAUGUUCAUUUGCUGAGAUACUGGAUGCUUACCGAAAGAGGGGAAUUGCACGUAAGAAAAGGGAGAAUCUUCAUGGACUGGCUUCCACCAAUCGAAGUUUCGCGCAUUUCAGAUGGUGGUAA
Messenger RNA from Thlaspi arvense, 930 nucleotides. NCBI's taxonomy places the organism in Eukaryota, Viridiplantae, Streptophyta, Magnoliopsida, Brassicales, Brassicaceae. The record is from the annotation of a GenBank genome assembly.